AUGUUUAGGAAUCAGUACGACACAGAUGUGACUACAUGGAGCCCAACAGGUCGGCUUUUCCAAGUAGAGUACGCCAUGGAAGCUGUGAAGCAAGGCUCCGCCGCGAUCGGACUCAGAUCUCGCUCCCAUGUCGUCCUUGCUUGUGUCAAUAAAGCCCAAUCGGAGCUCUCUUCUCAUCAGAGGAAGAUCUUCAAAGUCGAUGACCAUAUCGGUGUCGCCAUCGCUGGUCUCACCGCCGACGGUCGUGUUCUCUCUCGUUACAUGAGAUCUGAGUCCAUUAAUCACUCUUUCACCUACGAAUCCCCACUUCCCGUUGGCCGUCUCGUCGUUCGUCUCGCCGAUAAGGCUCAGGUAUGUACCCAACGAUCAUGGAAACGGCCUUACGGUGUGGGUUUGCUGGUUGGUGGAUUAGACGAGUCAGGAGCCCACCUCUACUACAACUGCCCGAGCGGAAGCUACUUCGAGUACCAAGCAUUUGCUAUCGGGUCACGUUCGCAAGCUGCAAAGACUUACCUGGAACGCAGAUUCGAGAGCUUCAAGGAAUCAUCAAGAGAAGAGCUGAUCAAUGAUGCUAUUUUGGCCAUAAGGGAAACUCUUCAAGGGGAAACACUCAAGAGCUCGCUGUGCACGGUUUCUGUUCUGGGAGUCGAUGAACCGUUCCAUUUCUUGGACCAGGAAAGCAUACAAAAGGUGAUUGACACGUUCGAGGUGGUUCCAGAGGAAGAGGAGGAUGCUGGUGAGGCUGACGCCGCCGCUGCCGAUGGUGCUGCUGCUGCUGCACCAGCGGAACAAGGUGAUCAAGAUGUUGCACCAAUGGAGAUGUGA
Messenger RNA from Microthlaspi erraticum, 825 nucleotides. The record is from the annotation of a GenBank genome assembly. NCBI's taxonomy places the organism in Eukaryota, Viridiplantae, Streptophyta, Magnoliopsida, Brassicales, Brassicaceae.